Molecule: messenger RNA, 996 nt
Organism: Besnoitia besnoiti
Lineage: Eukaryota; Apicomplexa; Conoidasida; Eucoccidiorida; Sarcocystidae
Product: cpw-wpc domain-containing protein
Exons: 8
Coding region: 1-996 (331 amino acids)
Source: RefSeq, a predicted model, not a curated record
AUGAAGUGGGUCUGUGCUGUCACAUUUGUCCUAAGCGUCGCGCAAGCGACAGCAUUGCACUGGCCAGGCAGCGGGCAGCAACCCCUGUCGUUCUCCUUCCCCACGCCAGAACCGGGCCCUGCAGAACACGAACUGAUUGAGCCACAGAAACCACGGAUCAGUACGGAGGCUACUGAGGCGAUGAAGGACACGAAAGCUAACCUUGCUGAGGAGGAAUUGGAAACAGCGGCGGACGAAGCGACAGGCAAGCUUCAGGAGGCUCUCAUGGUCGCCGAACCGCCCCAGGGGCCCGGAGAGGAAAAGGAGACUAGAGUGCGAGAAAAGGGAGGCUUCCUGUCUAAUAUCAUGCAGAAGGCUGCCGAGGCGUUUUCCUCUUCAGGCCUCACUCAGCUGUACGGAGGAGAACAAGUUCGUCAGUUUCAGAAAGCGGUUAUCAGGGCGCUGGAGGAGGUAUGGGAGGAUUUCGAUAAGCUCAUGCAGGAGCCGGCAGCUGAAUGUCCGAGGGAUUAUUCUCUGCAGUGCCCGGAAACCUUCCGCUUUGACGGAGCCACAUGCGUCGCGCUGGAGGGGUACAUAGGGCCAUGCGCCAAAAUACAGAGAGAUUUGCCGAAGCUGACAGAAGAACAGAAGGCUGCCUGGUCCACUAUGUGUCAGGCAAGCUUUCCGUGUUUGCUGAACCGCGGCCAGUGCCCCCGGGACUUCUCUUCACGAUGCCCAAUCGGAUGGAUUGAUCUGGGAGACGGAAGAAACUGCCAGGCACCGGAAAGCUACAUCGGAAAUUGUGACAGAGUUCUGUAUUUCGGCGAGAUGACCAAUAGCCAGAAGCUCGAGAAGAUGGCAGCGUGCGCAGUUGAAUGGCCAUGCGUCGGUGAAUGGACUCGAGGAGCAACGCCUAUCCGCGUACAGCUUGAAAAGCAAGAGAUUCUACCCACCUACACCGCUCAGCCAGACGGCGCUGUGAGCGAUCGUGGCAUUGUGCAAACUCGUCUUAUAUGA